Molecule: messenger RNA, 522 nt
Organism: Eimeria tenella
Lineage: Eukaryota; Apicomplexa; Conoidasida; Eucoccidiorida; Eimeriidae
Exons: 3
Coding region: 1-522 (173 amino acids)
Source: RefSeq, a predicted model, not a curated record
AUGACCGGCGAACUGGACCCUCGGUUUCUGCGGAGUUUCCGCUCCACGUGGGAAGACACGCCGUCGUCGCAUGCAGUUCCGCAGGCGGCUUUGACGGCGCUGGGUCUCACGCGCGGCGACUUCCUCGAUGUGAAAGCCUGGAUCUUUUUGGUGGCCCGAAAGCUGCAGUUCGUAAACGGGGAACGCGCAGCAUUCAAGGCCUGCGAGGCUCUCGCGGCGCUCUUCGGCGACCCGCGCUGCUUCGCAAUCGUCCAAGAUGCACUGGCAACGGUGCCCAAGGAAGACGUCCCCCAAGUCUUGGCGAGUUGCUGCCUCAAACUCACUGCGCAGUUUGAGUCCCAGAGCAACGAAGCGGACCACGAGGACUUCCUAGUGGGUCCAACUUUAGCCUUCGCCACUCUCAACCAGCUGCACCGACUCUGCGCGGCCAAAACAGAAAAUGAUGAAUCUCGAACACACCUGCGCGCCGCAGAUGCUAGCCUGGCUGGAAACUGCAGUGUUCGCGUGCCUGAGCUCUACUGA